Messenger RNA from Triticum dicoccoides, 299 nucleotides. Its product is annotated as ATP synthase subunit 9, mitochondrial-like. The record is from RefSeq and is a predicted model, not a curated record. Bases 25 to 267 code for a protein of 80 amino acids. The transcript has a single exon. Gene Ontology annotation, biological process: proton transmembrane transport; proton motive force-driven ATP synthesis. Lineage: Eukaryota; Viridiplantae; Streptophyta; Magnoliopsida; Poales; Poaceae. Gene Ontology annotation, molecular function: proton transmembrane transporter activity.
AGGAAAGUGUUUUCUCGACUCGAGAUGCUAGAAGGUGCUAAAUCAAUAGGUGCCAGAGCUGCUACAAUUGCUUUAGCCGGAGCUGCUGUCGGUAUUAGAAACGUCCUCAGUUCUUUGAUUCAUUCCGUGGCGCGAAAUCCAUUAUUGGCUAAACAAUCAUUUGGUUAUGCCAUUUUGGGCUUUGCUCUCACCGAAGCUAUUGCAUUGUUUGCCCCAAUGAUGGCCUUUCUGAUCUCAUUCGUUUUCCGAUCGCAUAAAAAGUCAUGAGAUAAAAAAAGAAAUGUGAGAAUGUAGUUACA